AUGGUCUACGACGACGAGGAGCUGCCCCGAGGCCGCUCUCUCGGACAUUCUCGCGCACCUCUCGCGCUCUCCACGACCGACCAACCGCUCGAUUCCCUAGAAUCGAGGAGGUGGCACUGUGUCGCCACUCGCCGCCGCUUGUCGCCGCUGCUACCACCACCGCCUCCACCACCGCCACCGCCACCGCCGCCGCCACCUCCACCGCAGCCGCGCUGGAUGGCGAUGGUGAGGACUGAGGACGGCGAUUCGAUGUACGCGGAGCGGCAAGCUGGGGAGAGAUGUCGACCUGUCACGGCCGGGGUCGCGGACAGAGAAUACAGAGAUUCCUCCGGGGGAGGUGGCGAGAGCGCGAAUGAAAGAAAAUCGGAGCGCGCGAAUCCGAGGAUAGAGAACCAGAAAGAAGAAAGGGAGAACGAGCGAAUGCACAGGAGUGCGAGGCGAAGACAAUUCAGGAAGCCGUGA
Messenger RNA from Trachymyrmex cornetzi, 462 nucleotides. RefSeq names its product formin-binding protein 4-like. The record is from RefSeq and is a predicted model, not a curated record. NCBI's taxonomy places the organism in Eukaryota, Metazoa, Arthropoda, Insecta, Hymenoptera, Formicidae. The coding region runs from base 1 to 462 and encodes 153 amino acids. The transcript has 2 exons.